CACGUAUACAUUUGACAAGACAGAGUCCAACGGCGCGCCGCAUGGUGACAUCGUCGUCAUCGCCUUACUUUGAACAGCCUACCCAUUCCAAUUAUUCACCGCCCAGUGGACCCACCUUCCACGUUGCAGUUUACAGGAGAGGUCUCCAUGGCAACCACCUCACGACGCGUAGCCCGCGACAUGCCAAGAGCUGGCCUAACAUGCUACCCUACCAAGAGCCUUUUGACCAACCAAGCAAAAAGAAACCUGCACUCAGGCGAUGAGGGACUU
Tilletiaria anomala UBC 951 is the source of this 270-nucleotide messenger RNA. RefSeq lists its product as uncharacterized. NCBI's taxonomy places the organism in Eukaryota, Fungi, Basidiomycota, Exobasidiomycetes, Georgefischeriales, Tilletiariaceae. The transcript has a single exon. Bases 42 to 263 code for a protein of 73 amino acids. The record is from RefSeq and is a predicted model, not a curated record.